Messenger RNA from Pleuronectes platessa (European plaice), 1797 nucleotides. It is a transcript of the gene cradd, whose product is annotated as CASP2 and RIPK1 domain containing adaptor with death domain. Gene Ontology annotation, biological process: signal transduction; regulation of apoptotic process. Gene Ontology annotation, molecular function: protease binding; death domain binding. The record is from RefSeq and is a predicted model, not a curated record. The coding region runs from base 78 to 1052 and encodes 324 amino acids. NCBI's taxonomy places the organism in Eukaryota, Metazoa, Chordata, Actinopteri, Pleuronectiformes, Pleuronectidae. Gene Ontology annotation, cellular component: CBM complex. The transcript is spliced from 2 exons.
UGCUGCAGCUGUGGUCCGGGUGGUUUUCACUGUGACAUGAUUAAAUGUGGAGAUAACGAAGGGACUCGAACUGUGACAUGGACCCGGCUCACCGAGCCGUUCUCCGGAGGAACACACGCUUUCUGUCAGCGGAGCUGCAGGUCAGCGACUCCAUCGUUCCGCUUCUGUUCCAGGACGAGAUUCUGACGGAAGCUCAGGUGGAACACAUCGAGUCCCAGGCCACGAGCCGCCGGAAGACGCUGCGGCUCCUGGAGCUGCUGCCCCGCAGGGGGCCCCGGGCCUUCCGCUGCUUCCUGCGGGCCCUGGACGACUUCAGCUGGGUCCGAGAGCGGCUGCUGCUGGACCUCCACACCCCGGGACCCGGGGCUGAACAAGGAGCUGGACCAGGACCAGGAGCUGGACCAGGAGCUGGACCAGGACCAGGAGCAGGUGCUGGACCAGGACCAGGACCAGGAGCUGGACCAGGAGCUGGACCAGGAGCUGGACCAGGAGCUAGACCAGGAGCUGGACCAGGAGCUGGACCAGGAGCUGGACCAGGACCAGGAGCUGGACCAGGACCAGGAGCAGGUGCUGGACCAGGACCAGGACCAGGAGCUGGACCAGGACCAGGACCAGGAGCUGGACCAGGAGCUGGACCAAGACCAGGAGCAGGUGCUGGAUCAGGACCAGGACCAGGAGCUGGACCAGGAGCUGGACCAGGAGCUGGACCAGGACCAGGAGCUGGACCAGAAGCUGGACCAGGAGCCGGAUCCACAGACGACCGGCCGCUUCCUGAGUCGGUUCUCCAGAGGGUUCCUUCAGAUCGGGAGUUGUCCCGGCUGGCGUCUCGACUCGGAGCCGAGUGGGAGUUGGUGCUGAUGGAUCUGGGUUUGUCGGCGGAGGCUUUGUUUCGCUGUCGGUCCGAUCAUGGGCUCAGCGCUCACGGAGCAGCGCUCGCCGGCCUGGUUCAGUGGAGACGAUCUGAGGGGAAGAGAGCCAGGGUCCAGAGGCUGCUGGAGUCUCUACAGGCUGCUGACGUCCACCCGUCUGUCCUGCAGGACGCCCUGAUCUGAGGCACCAGCUGACCACAACGCUAGAACCAACGCAACCAUGGACGCUCAGCGGGACAAGAGCGAUUGAAACAGUGAGGACGAGACGUCUGAGUCUGAGACAAGAGAGGACACGUUGCUUGUGUUGAGGUUUCAUGCAGCCUCCUGGUAAAAUGUGUGUAACAUGUCAGAGUGAGUCCAUGAGAGGAACCAGCAGGACAAUGUGUGGAAGCUUCCCAGUGAGCGAGUGGACGUGUUGAUGAGGUUUCUAACACGUGACGUGAAACUAGAAGAACACAAACAUCUCAGGAUGAAGAAGAGGAGCCGGACACGUAGAAGACGAAGACGUCCACUUGGAAACACGAGGAGAUUCCAGAUCUUCUGGUGAUGAGGGCCGACGCCGGUGUGGACGAGAUGUAAACAACAACACUGAUCUGUCCACAGCAGAGUUUAUAUGACAUGUCCCGCCUCCUGCUGCUCUACAGGCUCCUCCCCUCUACCCAGGCCCCGCCCCUCACCUGGAUGUUCCCACAUGUUCCUGUUGUUGUGAACGAGUCGGACCCAACAACCUGCCGCUGCUUCACAAACACCAACUACACAACACGUCCUGAGAAGAUUUCCUGGAGUUCUUCGAUUUUAUAUAAAAAAAUGUGUGGACUGUUCAUUUAAACAACAUAAUUAAAUUGGGAAAGAGUUUUUUUUACUUCAGUGUUUUUUUUAUUAAAAUCAUGUGAUGUCAUCAAACCAAAUAAAAAUCAUAUAAAUUCUA